Messenger RNA from Amphiprion ocellaris (clown anemonefish), 28472 nucleotides. It is a transcript of the gene nos1apa, whose product is annotated as nitric oxide synthase 1 (neuronal) adaptor protein a. The transcript is spliced from 10 exons. The coding region runs from base 403 to 2109 and encodes 568 amino acids. NCBI's taxonomy places the organism in Eukaryota, Metazoa, Chordata, Actinopteri, Pomacentridae. Gene Ontology annotation, molecular function: nitric-oxide synthase binding. The record is from RefSeq and is a predicted model, not a curated record.
CCCGGACUCCUCCAAUCACACCCUCCCUCCGUGCGGCGGGGGGGGGAGUCCAGGACCGGAGACAGGACCCGACCAACUUCCACACUCACCACAGGAAAAGUCAGGAAAACACUUCUACCCCCGCAUGACGCCGUUCCCGUCGCCCUGCAUGUGUUUUUGAAGCUGCUACGGUGAACGUUAGCAGGGCAGCGGUUCGCCGGAGCGCCGCUGAAGUUGUUGCCGCCACUUGGCCGCUGUUGUGGGCGGUGUAGCAGCGCUGCAACGCUGGGACGCUUCACUGCGAUGGAGAACAUUUACUGACCGGAUUUGGGAUUGUUUUUCUUGGAUUUCUUUCCAUUAAAUCGACUCGGUUGGUAUUUUCUUGCUUCCUCCGGCUGUGUGGAGUAUUAAUUUCUGGGGAAAAUGCCUGGAAAAACCAAGUACAACCUCGUUGAUGAUGGGCAUGAUUUGAGGAUCCCGUUGCACAACGAGGAAGCAUUCCAGCAUGGGAUCAACUUCGAGGCAAAGUAUAUCGGCAGUCUGGAUGUGGCGCGGCCGAGCAGCCGAGUGGAGAUUGUGGCUGCGAUGAGAAGAAUACGGUAUGAGUUCAAGGUGAAAAACAUCAAGAAGAAAAAAGUCAACAUUGUGGUGUCUGUAGAUGGGGUGAAGGUCAACUUGAGAAAAAAGAAAAAAAAGAAGGAGUGGACGUGGGAUGAGAGCAAGAUGAUGGUGAUGCAGGAUCCCAUUUACAGGAUAUUUUAUGUGUCUCAUGACUCCCAAGAUCUGAAGAUCUUCAGCUACAUUGCCAGAGAUGGACAGAGCAACGUCUUUCGCUGUAAUGUCUUCAAGUCCAAAAAGAAGAGUCAGGCCAUGCGCAUCGUUCGGACAGUCGGCCAGGCAUUCGAGGUUUGCCAUAAACUGAGUCUGCAGCAUACACAACAAAACGCAGAUGGACAGGAGGACUGCCACAGCGAAAAGAACGGCAAUGACUCCAUUGCAGGCGUGCGUGCUUAUCCACCUGUAUGUGUGUGUACUUUCCUCGGCUCAGCUCGUGAGCUAACAGGCACGGAGAAGACGCCGACUGUUGCCGAGGAGACUGAUAUCGAUGCAGAGGAGAUGAAUCAGGUGACGGCAGCCGAGGAGUUAAACCUCAAUAGAGGAGUGACUGAUCUGGACGCCACAGCCAAGACACCUGACCUGAACCAUGCAGAAAACAAGGCUUCAGAAGAGGCUUCUCUGCUGUUGUCCAGCCCGAGGAUGCUGCUCCCAGCGUCAGGCACGCUGCCACCCGGUGCCCCCUUGUCUGUCCACCACCAGAUCCAACUGCUUCAGCAGCAGCUCCAGCAGCAACAGCAGCAAACACAAGUGGCUGUGGCACAGGUCCAUCUCCUGAAGGACCAGCUGAGUGCCGAGGCCACGGCUCGUCUGGAGGCGCAGGCUCGAGUCCACCAGCUGCUGCUGCAAAACAAAGACCUGCUGCAGCACAUCUCCCUGCUGGUUAAACAGAUCCAGGAGCUGGAGACCAAGAUGUCUGGACCAAAUUCCAUGGGAUCCCAGGACAGUUUGUUGGAGAUCACCUUCCGGUCCACUGUACCUCCAGUGAUCUGCGACCCCACAACACCUAAACCCGAGGUGUCAGCCCUCAACCUGACCACACUGGGCACCAGUGAUGGGACCAGCAACGCAUUUUCAUCUUCCAACGGGACUCUGGGAAGCCCACUAGGUAGGGACCAGUGUCUACUCAAACUGGAGUGUUUCCGUUUCCUCCCAGGACCCCCAGGGCCUCCACCUCCUCGACUCCUUUCGCCUCCCCCACCACUCAAGACUAACAGGCCAGAGAUAAAAGAUCAAGAGGUGUCUGAGGGUCCAGCAAAGCUGUUGUCUCACGACUUCAAAUCACUGGGCUGCCUGGAAUUCGCCAGGUUUCGUGAGUCGGGUAUCGCCUCGGAGUAUGAGUCGAACACAGACGACAGCGAUGACAGGGAGGAUGAGGAUGAGGGGGAGGACGAGGACGAGGAGGAGGAGAUGGAGAUCUUUGGCUGGGGAACAGACGAGGAGACGUUGAGGCUGCUUAAUGUCCUCAACAGACAGGGAACUCCCGACUGUCUGGGAGAUGAAAUAGCGGUGUAACGUUUUAACCUGCCCCUUGUGAAGAAUCCUACUGUCAAGAUAAAAAGGAGAAGCCUUGACCUAUUUUUCCAAUCACUUCAAACUACUCUGUAAGAAUAACAUGUAGUGACCUAACCUCUGUCAGAUGCGCACAAAGAGAUAUAUACCAGGUAAAAAUGGACCACUAUUUUUAGAUAACAAACCGCACACCUCUGAUUUUCAUUUGCAAUUUAAUACAUGGAUAUCAGAUAUUGUAUCAGAUAUCAAUACAUAUUGAGGACUCACACCUUAAGGUGCCUUCAGCUUGAACCUGAAGCGAAUUUUGAAAGCUGCAAUUACUCAACAAGUUAGCUCACAUUCAGACAACUUGAGGCCUAUAUGAGAAAACACCACCCUGUUUGUCAUUUGAUUGAAGUGGGUACAUUAAAUCAGUGGGGUUACCAGCACAGGAGUCAAGGCAAAAGAAAUGAACCGAGCAAAGGUGCUGCAUUGGCCACUUACACAGAUGCAAUGCCACAUUCUUGGUAUUUACUUUGUACCCUGAAUGCUGCAUUUUUGCUGGUCAUCUUUAAGUUAUUACAGUAAAAGAUUCUGAAAAAAAAAAGUUGCUGCCAUGAUGUUCCUAGUUGUGAGUAUUUCAAACUGUGGCAGUGUUUUAGGUUUUGAUAAGCCUUCAGAGGGUCGAUGUGUUCCUCUUACUGGACGUCCUGGAUCAAGCUGUUAAUUAUCCUGGAUUAAUGUCUGUCUGAAACAGCCCACUAGGCUUUUUUACUGCAAGCUGUUUUCGGUCUGAAUCCCUACUUAAAAGGACUUUUGCACAAUAAGUAAAUAAGGACAUUGUAAACUGAGGUGAAAAAUCAACUUGAGUAGCGAGAUGUCAGACUACAUAUUCUUUUUGGCAGGGCAUCAGAGGACAGACUAAGCCUUAAAUCACUCAAGCAUUCAUAAAAUUAGCUUUCUGGAAAAAUGUUGAAAGUGUUCAGUCACUGCAGAGCCCACAGUGUUGUUAGCAAAUAUUCAGAUGGAAGCAUUUUAAUGUUGAAGUGUAAAUAACAAUGUACAAUCUAUUUAUUUUCUGAUAAGGCAUUAAGAAGCUUGCUUUCCCUCCAUUGAGGUUGUAUUGUCAACAUUCGUAAUUAUUGCAGUUAUGUUUUUCUAUGUUCCUGGCUUUGGGACAUACAUUUUUAACUUGAUACAAAAAUUAGUGCUUGCCUCAAAUCUAUAGGACAACAUUAAUGUACAGAUCGAGCAAGAGUCUAAAUGCAAAACGAGAUGAAACUGAUACCAGUUUCAGUCUGAGUCCUGUCAUGCUGCUAACCUGGGUGUAUAUCAGUGUCCCAUAUGUUGUCAUUUUGUUGGCAAUGAAUACAGAAUUCAUUUUAAGUGGAUUUAAAGGGAAAAAUGAGAUAAGAAGAUUGGAAUUUGCUUCACAUUCAGUCUGAAGACACCUUAAGAAUGUUAUUAUGACCUUAUUACUCUUAGUCGGUUCCACCUCAAAUGCAAGUCUCAAGAGACCACUGUUUGAAUCUAAUCUAUAUGCAUACUCAUGCAUAUCCUCCUCUUCCUUAAAACCUGUUAGCCUCCUUUUCUUUUGCCACUUCUCUUGAUUACACACACAGACAUCUUAUCCAUGUAUAAACACACUCACUUACAUACAGCAUCAUUAGUAUUCAGGAGCUUAGUUGAAAAAUUUUCCCUUGUUGCUGAUAGAAAUGUGAGUCUGCACUGAUCCCUGUCAUGUUAUGUCAUGGAGAAGUCAGGACUUAACGUGAAAUCAAACCAAAAGCUAAACUAGCUGCUGCGGUUUGAAAGUGUACAUAUACAUUAUCUGCUUUAGGUAAGUUCAGGGGCAAGCCUUCAAUUUGUCAGGCCUGGGAGUGUAGCUGACAGCCAUGCUGACAGGAAGAAGGCGACAGGACUUGGGACUGAUUAGCUCUCAUCCUUGCUGAAGUGCAAAGUGACUUUUCUCAUAAUGAAAGAUCGACUCUUGGGCCCAAUUUUUGGAGGAUCUUUGUUACUGUCUCUUUGUUUGGAAAAGGAAAGCCCUUUCUUACUCUGUUAAUAUUUAAUGAAAGACUAUUUUUCGACAAAAAUCUCCAUCUGUAUGUACAAACUUUGUUUUUUUACGUCAUCCCUCAGAACUGUUGAACUGCUCCGUCAGUGACUCCGGCAGGCAGCCCUCUUUUUGUCUCCUCACAAUUUGUUGACUUGGUAGUCAAAGCAUGUUUGCACUCUUUUCACUUGUCCACACAUUUUCCCACUUUUUAAUUUAUGUAAAGCUGGGAUUAGUUGGACCUCGAGCAACGCUGUUUGUUUCUUUUAUUCAUCCCAUAAACAAAAACUCUUCCCUCGUGCCAGAAUAGCGGCUCACGGAUGACAGCCAAAAGUGGUCUCGUUUGUUAAAACCCAGCUCUGUGUAUGGCCUUCAGGCACAAUGCAGUAUUAAAGUAUUCAUUUUGUUUCACAAGGAAAGCCACAGAGGUUUCAUUUUGUGUACUGUAGCCUCAGUUUAUCAGAGCAGCACUCCCGUUGAAUCAAUGCAGUCCAGUAGCUGGCAAAAAUAGAUGCUGCAGAGAUUUAAAGGGGAAUCAGGCCAAAUCUCAAAAUGCUCAAUAUCACAGAGCUUCAGCCUGAUAGGAUCAAACCAAUCAGUGAGAGUCCAGCCCAAACAGACUCUCAGUUAGCCACCUGCCAUCUGAAGGUGUUUGUAUUAAAGGCUAAGAGAGAUUAAAUCUGAAAUGUUAUUUCUCUAAUGUUUGUGUGGAAAUUUGUGCAAAGCCAGUUUCACACAAGAACUAAGUGCAUUUCUUAGUAACACAAAACCUUUCCGACGGAGACUGUAGACAUUUAAUCAUAAGUACAGAUCUUCACACGUACACAUUUUGGGCCUGAUCCAAAGCACAACUGUAAAAAAACCUGCAAGAAUCUGACAUGAUAGAGUCUAUUUCUUAAAAAGAGUUUCAGUCCGAUACUGACUCAUGAGGCAGUUUUUCACUGCAGGUAUUGGCUGGCUGUUUAGGACGGCCCAAACCUUUCUGGAUGUUCCAACUGCAAGAACUGCACUUGUGGUUUCAGGUCCAUUUUCAGGGAAGAAAAAAGUUUGUAUAUGAGGGUGGUUACUUCUUAGUGACACUGCUGUGUGAGUGUCAGCACUGAUUGGUUAAACUCAGAGAAGACAAAUGCUGAUUGGUUAAACUUGAACAGGACAACAAGCUCCGUUUUUCUCUCAUGUAAUAGUCCUCUUCUGUCUAACAUUGCCAUCUUCAAUCUAAAAUUCACUAUAUAGGCUAACAUGACAGCCGUCCAUUGUUCUAUUUCCUGUAUGCUCAUAGGGCUGGAGUUAUAUUCUUUAACUACUAUUUCGUUUUGUUUUGGUGGACUUCGAGUUAAUGUUGCAGUCAAUGUGUCAGAUUCUACACCGCAACAGGAACAGAAAGGCUAAAAAGCCAGAUCAGGAGGCCAUUCUUGCACCUUCCUUAAGUUCCUGCAGUGGGAAGCUGCCUUUGGAGACCCAGAACCGAUUUGAAGUGUACCUGAAGCUAUUUGUCCAAUUAAGUAGGACUUGGAAAGAUUCAAACACAGUAAGACCAACACCAACACAGCAGCAGUAAAGUAUGCCAACAAAUAACAAGUAGCUAUGGUUAAAGAGUAGCCAGACUUUCCACAAACUCCAUCUUUCCUCAAAAAACAUUCUUGUCCUGUGAUAAAGAACAAAACUGCUUGGAUGCAUCUUUGCUGUUUAAACAAGACAAGAAAUUAUGGGAGAUAGAUGGAGAAUAACAUACAGGAAAGAUCCCUGGCCAAACUUCCCGAUUCCAUAUCGACAUCCACUGCUCUCUGAAGGAAUUUCUAUCAACCACUCGCUUUUCUUUUUACACGAUUGACCGACAGGAAGGACAGAUCCCACGUGAGUCAAACCAGCAGCAGUAUGAAGGAUGUCCUCUCCGCUAGAAGCAAUCUCUCCACAUCUCCUCACAUCAUCUCCUUUUCCCCCUUUCCUUGUUCCUGUUUCUUUUUCCUCUGCUAUUGAAUAAGAUGCUGAUUUAAAUCAUUUUAAUCAUGUUUCAGUCUCUAAUGCAAUCAACAUCAGACAAUGCGAUUAAUUAAUUGUAAUGAAUCAGCUCUACAACAUAUUCAGACCUGCUGCACUAAAUGUUCAGCUAAACCUCCGCACUGAUUUGUCAAUAAUUUAAAAAGAUGUCCCCCGUCUCAUGAUUCAAAAAUUACAUUUAAUCAAACAAUGAAUCACAUUAUCAGGAAAGAAAUUACUUCAUUAUCAGGCUCAAUCACAUUUUUGAUUCAUGUAGAGAGGUUACCUUCAAGCCCAGAGACGGACUGUCUGGAGACAGAGUAUUAUGAGACUGAGAGUGUGAAAGCGGUAUCAGUAAGGUAUUGUUCUGAGGUACUUAUCUCCUCCCUCUCAUGGCCUCAAAUCACAAAUGUGAUCAUUUGAAACAGACAAAGGAAGGCAGAGACAGGUUCUGUGGUGUCUGACAGAGCCCAGUGGCUACACAACCCUCAUUCAGCCUGGUAAGUUGCCAUCUCUCCUGAGGUUGAGGAGGCUACUGCCCAGACAAUAAAGAAUCCUUUCCAACAACAUAUAGUCAACACAAAAAAAGUCUGGGAUGUCACAGAGACGUCAACAAGGUUUUUGUUGUUUUUAACGGUUUCCACUACCAGUCAAAUGCAAUACUUGUGCAAUUUAGCAGUAGUUUGGUGCUUAAAACUCAAAAGUGUAUCCACAUCAAUUCUGUGAACAGAAUAUGCAUACAGAACCAAAGAUAUGUAAAAUAUAAUAUCCAACAAGUUAUUUGCGCUACAGUUGUAAUGAUGGUUCAAAAUAUUUAGUAAUUACACAAAUAUUUGUAGCUUCUUAUGCCUAUGUACCAAAAUGUGUUUGGUCUCAAAAGACCAACUAUAGGCACAAGACUUUCCAAACUACUUCAUCCACGUUUUAGUUUGUGAUGCAACAAACAUCACUUCACUCACAUGCAAUGAAGAUUGAAUGACCAAAAAAAAAAAUUAAGUAUUUUUUAGAGCAAAAAUGCAGAAACUUCUCCUGUACCAGCUUCUUUUUCAUAGUGUUCUGUGACAGCACACUGAAUAUCCUUGGCUGUUGGACUGAUAGUCAGGUGGCACAUUAGGCUCUGGGAAACUGUGAUGAGCAUUUAUCAGUGUUUUGUUUUUGUUUUUUGUUUUUUUGCAUUAAAGUAAAACAGUUCACCAGUAUAUCUCAGGGCUGCAUAUAGAGAGAAACAAUCACACUCACAUUCACAGCUAUGGACAGUUCAGAAUCACCACUUAACGUCAGCAUGUUUUUGGACUGUGGGAGGAAGCCAGAGUAACCGAAGAAAAGCCACACAUGCACAGGGAGAAUAUGCAAACUCUAUGGAGAAAGAUCCCAGGCCGGGAUGCGAACCAGGGAUCUUCUAGCUACAAGGCUACAGUGCUAACCACAAAGCCACUGUGCAGUCCCCCGCAAUUAAUCACUUAUUCAAAUUCCUGCCACUUUUUGAGAAAACAUAGCUUCUGUGCCAUUUCAAAUGUUCCAGGUAAUUUUCUCCUACUUUUAAUUUUUGUCCUAGAGUGUUCGAAACAGCUGAUGCAGUAGUUCUGUAAUCAGCUAUCUACUGUGCAGCCCAAGUAAAAAACAAAUAAAUAAAUGAAAUAAAUCAAUUGAAAGAUCAUUCAGCAAUGAAAUUAAUUGCUAACUAGACAACUGUUGAAUUUUGGUAGAUUUUAACAAUUCCCUUUCAGCAGUUAGUCAAACAUUAAUUGCUUUAAAAUAUUCAUCCCAUCUGUCUUUUCCUGGUGGUACAAUGAUAAAUAUAAGGAAACUUUAAAGUUUUCUUUUUCUGCAUUUUAUGUUCAUCUUGGAACCACUGCCACAUCAAAAGUAGCAUUUCUUCAUUCUAAACCUACCUAUGGAUGCUGGUCUGAUUCUUCAUUCUCUGGGGUCAAUAGUCUCUCACUGUCUUUUCUCCUUUAUUUUGUAUCUUCUGUAUUUCUAUCUCUUGUGCUUGGCCUUAACCUUGUUCUACUGCCAUCUCUUCAACCACACUUUUUCUCAAAGCUCUCCAAUAUACUGUAUUUUCUCUUGGUGCUCGUAUUUAUUAGCGAUUCAUGUUGCAUUUUGCGAAAAAAUAGUACAGCUUAGCCUUUCACCUUGACAGAGAGGUUAGUAAUUGCUAUGUGAAGGAUCUGUGGAGGAGAAAGAGUUAUGAGACACAGCAUUUCAAAAUGUUGACUAAUAUUUCACCAUCUGUUCAGAGAUUUAUGGACUCAGAGGCAGGGGCUGGGUAUUUGUGUAGCAGGUUCAGUACAGUCUAAAAGUUAGAACUGAUUCCAUCUUUCUUAACUAGUUAUUGAUUAAGACUCUAAUAAAUUUAUGGGGUACAGAUAAAUUCUGGAGAGAAAAGAAAGUGUGUGUAUUUCUGGCUUCUUAUGUGCAAAUAGUAUAAGAGUAAGGUCAUUUACCACACUCCAGUGUCAGCAGACAGCUUGGACAACUGGCUGAAUCUUAGGAUCCAGCGGUCUCUCAGACAGUCUGCUAAUGACAAUCAAAAUAGUCUCUGUUUGAUCAUCUUUGUACAUUCAUUGUCCUCUUCUAACCAAGUUUUUCUUUCAUCAACUACCUGAAAAACUGGAUUUUUUUCCUAAGGUGCUGUCCAUACUGUGAGACUAAACUUACUUUCAAAGUAACUUAUUGACACAACUAUAAAUUCCUUACAUUUUUUUAGCCUCUGUUGACUCACCAUUGUUUUUCUCCGUGUGGACUUUUUUAAAAUGUGUCAUUUAAAAUGACAACCUGUCUGAAGCCCCCUUAAAAUUAGGAAGUUUCUGUUGGCCUAGUUGUUUUGUACUAUACUAAGCAGUAUAUUUUUUCCUCUGCUGUGUGUAUCUUGGCCUCUGUAUUGUAAGUCCACCAGGUCCUCAGUUCACAACGUCCUCGAUCUUUGGCGUUUCAUGGUUACUUCGCUGCCUUCCAUAAUUCAUUAAGAAAGUCUUCUUCCAUCAUUCUGACGUUCGCGUCGUAAAACAAAUUUCGCACGGGAACUAGUUGGUGAGCGGAAUGGACAAAUACAUUGUCCCGCAGCGUUAUACGAGGAAGACGGCUUUGUUGGCAUUUGCCGGUUGUGCCCCACAUUGCAUUGUGCUAAUCCAUUGUGGCUAAGGAAUUGUUCUCUUUUUUAAUUUAUCUUUUUAUUUUUAAUGUACAGUGUAUGUGAGUUCCGACUUAUCAUGAAAAUCGCGUUACAUCACGCUGUAGAAAUGGAAUUCCUAUGAAAGUCAAGGACCCCCUGUAUUUCUAUGAGUUGCACUUGAUGCAUUUUAAUAGACUUUACGCUGUAUAACGUUUACAUGUGAUGUAGCUGUUGUAUGUUGCAGUCCAUCAACAAAGCAGGGCCACUUUAAGCAUGUAUUGUAGAGGUACCCCUUCUUGUUCCACCUCUUGGCUGGCACUGCCUCUCUGUCCAUAAAUUGAUCUUAUACUGAUCUUCAAGAGGAUCUAUGAAGAAUUAAGUUUAACUCUCUUGUAUCUGCAGACCCUAAGCUAUAAACUACAAAUUCUGGUCCUAAAUCUUUAUCUUUCUCUCAGUUUGUCUUUCUCACACACUGUGUGGUUUCCUCCCUCCUGCCAGAAUUAAUUAAAUCUCCAAAGGGACUUGUCUUUGCCAUCUGAAGGCCACAUUGCCAGCCAGUCGGACCGAGCAGCUCAGGGUUUGACGACUUGCAUUGAUUUCCCCAUCACAGGCGUGUGUUGUUUGAAACUGGGGUUAACUACUGGGACAGCAAGGGAGCAGUGAAUCAAUACCCAAUGCACAGCUCAGUCUGUCACCUGCAGAGGCACACUUCUAAACACACACAGGUGCACGUAUAGCAGGCUCAGACUUAGCCAAGCGAAGCCUAGCUCACACCUAAAUACAUUGAAUAUCUGCUCAUUGGCUGUGACAUGUACGGUUCAGUCUAUAAGGAGUACAGCUAUGACACUUUUUCAUUACUUUGGUCCUGUACUCCAGCAAAUUGGAUUUGAACUUUAUAAUGAGGGUAAAUUGCUGACUUUAAAUUUCAACACUGUUUGAGGAUGUACACAGCUGUGUUGGCUGACCCAUGUCUGACUCUGAACAAUUCAGAAAAAAAUUAUUCUAAACGUACACCAGUCUGCCACCACUUUAAAACCAUUUGCCUAACAUGGUGUUGUUCGCCCUCAUGAUACUGAAACAGCUCUAAUCAGUUGGGGCAUGAACACAGGGCCUCUAGGGCUAUCCUGUGAUGUCAGACACUGGGACAUUGGCAGUGGAUCCUUUGGGUCCUGGGGCUUGGAUUGGUUCAUCUGUGGAUCAGGACUGUUCUGGCACAUUGCACAAAUGCUGGAUCAGAUUGAGAUCUGGUGCGUUUGGAGGUCAAGCCAACCCCCCAGGCUCUUGGUCAUGGUCCUCGAGCUGUUCAGGGGCAGUUUUUACAGUCUCGAAGAGCACGUUGUCCUGCUGGGGGAGGAUCUGCCAUUAGGGAAUGCAAGUGCCAUGGAUGGGUGUGCUUCAUUUGCAGAAGUAUUUGGACCCAAAGUUUUUCCAAUAGAAUGUUGCAUUUUAAUGAGGUGAUUAAUGUUAUAGACUUCGCAUAGUCAAUGCUUUUAAUAUGUGGUUGACUGGUGUUCACACAGAACAAUCAGAAUCUUUUCAGAGAAACCAGUACAAUGUCGUUGAGUGAUCUGCUUGUCUCCUGACCUUAGUCCAGAUGAUGAUGUGCUUCACUGCUGAACACCAGACUGAAGGUAAAAGGUUUUAAGCCUGAAUGAGAGCAAAUACCUUCAGAUUCCAAAAUCUUGUGAAAAUCUUGAAACCAGUAGUGACAAUGACAUGUGGGUAUAAUGUUUAGGUGUCUGUGUAAUUGUUGGCGUCAUUCAUGCAUCUAUUAGUGAAGUGCAACUUGGGACUGCACUCUGUGUCUGUGCAGGUUACCCAACAAGACCUUUCAGUGCCAGCAGUCACAAAUUAAGUUCAUUCAAGGGCAAGGUCAGUUUUUCAAAAUAUAAGAAAUAAAAUAUACACAGAUAAAAUUACAAUUUGUUCCAACAUGACUAGGCUUGUAAGGCCACAGCUUCAAAAUAUUGUAUGUGCAUACAUGAAAAUACUGCUUAUAUUAAACGUUUGUCAGUUUUAGAUACCGCCACAUAUUUAUUAUGUCCAGGUCUCUUAUUAUGUUCAAGCUCUUUGUGUGUGUAUCACAUAUAGCUGCAAAGAGCUGCAGAUUAUGUACGAAGUGUGUCGUGAGCCUGUGAAGAGUUAGCUGAGGUUGUUUUGUUAAUGUGAAGUAGUGCUGAUAGAGACAUGGGGAGUUAGUGGGUCACACAUAAACAAGCACAACAGACGAUCACGGUGCACAAAUUAAUGACUGUGUUUGUGCCAGAAGACCCGAGGGAGUAAAGGAUUUUAAAAGCUGAGCAAUUAAUCCCUUGGCCUCAGCAUAUGUGAAGAGAACCAACAGGACUCCAUCAGAAAAGAUUCACACUAACUAACCUUAUCAGUUUAGUAGGCAUGGUUAGAACACAACACUGAAUUAAUUAGUUUACAUGUCUUUUUUAUUUGUCUCUCUUAUGUUAGCAUCUGGACCACUGGUGUGCUUUACUUACAUUGUGUGUCCAUUCAGUUUUUUGUAACUAUAGUCUGCUAGUGCUAUCAUACAUUGACAGUUCCUAGCUGCAUUUUCCCACUGGGCCGGUGGAUUUGAAGCACUCUCAUCUCUAACCUCCUGCUUGCUGCAGCACAGUCAGAUUAUACUUCACUGUGGAAGUGUUCUCUUCCAUUUGUCUCACCAUUCACACAAACAUGCACGCACAUUUGGAGGCAGUAGGGACUUCAGCAAAGCCAAGCUCAUGUUCAGGCUACAUUUCUGCUGUGCAUUGACAUCUGGAUGUAGUGGCAAUCUGCUUUGAUGUUCCCAUGAUGCAGAGCUUGAGGCCAUGCUGAGCAGCAGCUUGGCAUGGCACAUAAUCUGGAACAUGUGGAGCUCCAUAUGUAAAGGGCUAAAAGAGCGAACUGAUCUUGAAUCACAGCACAGCUGAAGGCCUGUCUCAGCCACAUCUGUCCGUCAGCCCGUCUAUUUUGUCCCAUCUCUGCCCUUUUUCUGCUGCUUCCUUUGUGUUUCUUUACAAAUGCGCUUACAAAAGCAAGCUGAAGAAUGUACCACGCACACUGAAUAUAUAAUGGAGGUGAAAGUCAGCAUCAACCUCAAAGAAAACAACUCCCACUGAGGGAGACAGGAGCUGAACAAGAAAGACAGGAGACACCUUUGAUCAUUUUUAACUUUUAAUCAGAAAUAACUUAACUUUAUUAGUGUUUGAUGUGUCAUUAGGCUUCAAAAUAGGAUGCACUUAGAUGCAUUGAAGCCUCAAGUUUUUUACUAUAUCCUUAUAAACUGAAAUUGCUCAGCCGUGUUGAACUCUCAAAAAGCACAGUGUGUUUCGCUUGUGAGGCCCUUCACGGUUUUGGUUAACUGCCUUGUUGCUGUAAUGGCUGACGGGCUGUGCAGCUGUCCACAUACUUGUUUGUACUUUGGCUCUGCUGUUUUUUUGUGGCUUAGGUCAUGUCUUUAAUUACAGUGAAAGGCACCCUCAGUGUUACAGGGUACAGCGAUAUUUAUAAUGGACUCUUUCUAACUUGUGGCAGCAGUUUGGUGAUGCCCAUUUCUCCUCUUUCAACAUGGCAGUGCCCCUGUGCAGCCUGUUACUUAGAGAAAUAUCAGUUUUCCUGGUUUGAUGUUGAAGAACUUGACAUGCUUGCACAGAACUCUGACCAUUAACAACAUCCAACUAUGACCUGUGAACAGGAACACUGACUGCUUGCUACGCUUUGUCACCAUCCAGCAUCUGUGUGAGUUUCAAAGGCAUGUUCCCUUUUUAAAAAAUUGCCAAACUUAUUCAAUUUAUCAGAGCCAGAAACUGUAACAACAAGAAGAAUCAUUUGAUUUUCCAACAGUCUUUGAACUGAUCAUCUGUUAUGUCUGGCUCCGUCAGAAAAAAAAAGCCAGUUUUCAAACUUAAACUUAAAAUCGUGAUAUUUCUUCCAAAUCACUUUAUUAGUCUGCCAAGAAGGCAGAGCCUUGGUGGAGUUAUGUGAUGAUUGGUGUUGGUUUGUCUGUGUGUUUGUCUGUCUGUCUUUCUGUUAGCCACAUUCCUCAAAAACAGACUGAUGGAUUUGGAUGAAAUUUUGAGGGAAGGUCAGAAAUUACACAAGGACCACCUGAUUAGAUUUUGGCAGUGAUGCAGCUUAUAGUCUGAAUCCAUGGAUUUUUUAAAAGAUUUCUAUAUCAUUGCGACAUAGCGGCACAGCGUCACUGUAACCAUUGACAACUGAACACUACGUCAGCUGCCUGCUGACGAUCACAUGAUUGCGAUCCUACUACAAAUCCAUCGCUGCGGACUUAUCAGGACUUAUCCUUUGGAAAUGAUAGAAGGAACAUUUGAUUAAAUUGUGGGGGUGUUUCCGAGUCCCAUCAGUUCCCGCCACCUGCUACAUAUUUAGGUCACACAAUUCGGAAUCCGUACAUAACGUACACAUGCAUAACACACGCCUGUGUUCAGAGCAAGGUCAUUUUGUUUGUGGGUACAUCUGUAUUAAAUGGCCACAUUUUAUGGUGCCAUGAUUUCUGGCACAAAUUUUUUCAAGAUUUCAUUCGUACUAAAUGAUAUACGACUGAGCAGCCUUAGCGAAGUACUGCUCUCUCUGAGUGCUUCUCUUGUUCUACAUGUUUACAUUUAUAUUAAAAAAAUCAUAAUAAAGAGCAAAAAUAAACCACUUGCACCAGAUCCUGUGAAAAGCAAAAAAUUCUGUACUUCCCAGCACAACUGAUUAGCCACAAUUCAUUCAGUUGCUCACAACAAUCAUGUAAAUUCUGGGAUGAGUCAGGUUAACUUCAGGCUGUGCUUCCACAGAGCAAACAGGAGACAAAUACAGAGACAACUUACAGAAACUGAGAGUGAAAUUAAACAUACUUAAGCAGUAAGAUAAAUCCAGCAUGUCUAAAAAGAAAACAAUAACAGAGCCGUAAGUUGAUUGAAGAUACAUUCAGCAUGAUAAAAUGUUAUUGCUGAGUUGAUUUGUAGAGUAAUUUGAAAAAGUGAUAUAUCUAGAAUAUGGAGAGACAAUGUUUUUUCCUGGUCUUGUUAAAUCUGUGAGCAGUUGGAAAAAUGUUGUACAUUUUGAUUCCGGCUUUUAAAUUUUUUUCAUGUUUUUUAAGAUUUAUGCCAUUAUAACCUUAUUCUACUUUACACAAGACAUUUUUUAGUUCUCUCUUUUAAAGUCCUUGUGUUUCCACAAAGGUGCUGGACUUCAUAUUGCAGUGAAAAAUGAGGCAGGAGCAAAAGAUGCCCAGAGAGGGCUUGGGAUUCAGAGGAUUUUGUUCAUGUUUGUUCUGGUGUCUCAUCAAACUUGUAGCCACGUAGUCCACCUAAUUAUUCCUGCAAUAAUAACCACAACCCUUAACAAAGGCUAGAUGAGUAACGAGUACUAAUCAUGACAUUCCUAAUUCAUCGAUUAAAAGAUCCAGUCCUAGCAUCAUUAUUUCACUUUUUACAACUGUUCUUACUAACAUGGAUCAAAACCACACAUUCUAACACAAAGAAAAAUGACACCAGGGCAGCCUGGAAUGAUGGGCACGUUAUUUUCUCGCUGUCUUGUUUCCUUUGCUGCUUCUUUUAUGGCUACACUUGUUCUUUUGUCUCUCAGACAGUCUCACAAUCUCCAGGGAGCUGUGGGGUCAGACAGACAGUGAUGUGGCAAAUGGCUGAAUGAAUUAUUGAUCUGAUGACUUGGAUACAGAGGAGACUGAAGGCACCCAAACAUGUCUCGCUAUGACCCACUGUCCUCUAGUCUAUGCUCUGCAUGCUCUGACUCUUUAUUUUUUAUCAACCGAGAGGGUUUCUGGGGACAUUUAUUUUAGCAGUGCAGUUACCUUCCAGUUUUGUUCAAUGUAAGAAUCUUAAAUGAUGUUGCAGCUCGUUUGUGAUGUUCUAUGUAUUUCAUAUAGAUAUUUAGUGAAACUGAAAUUAUGUAGAUUAUUGCAUUUUCUUCUUCAAGCUUAGGCAGUAAUUUCCCAUAAUGUCCUUGAACAAGUGCCAGGAAGUAGAGUGAACUCAUUCUCUGUGACUUUGGUUUUUAUAUUAAUGUGAAGAGGGUUAGCAUAUUACUAUACUAGUGUAGUAAGUAAAAGAGAGCAACAGAGAAAAAAGUACAUCUAGUCCUUGUAAUUAGUGCGUAGUGUGCUGUGGCUGCUUUGCACUGAUGUUUGUUAAGACCUCAGGAAGUAGAGAAUCUGAUACAGUGUCUUUGCGGAUGGAUGGAUGGAUGGAUGGAUGGAUGGAUGGAUGGAUGGAUGGAUGGAUGGAUGGAUGGAUGGAUGGAUGGAUGGAUGGAUGGAUGGAUGGACAUCAUUUUUGCCCUUCCUUAUUGUUGAGUCAUGAACACUGACCUUAACUGAGGCAAGGGAGGCCUGCAGUUCUUUAGAUGUUGUCCUGGGUUCCUUUGAGAUCUCCUGGAUUAGUUGUCGCUGUGCUCUUGGGGUAAUGUUGGCCGGCCAACCACUCCUGGGAAGAUUCACCACUAUUCUAUGUUUUCUCCAUUUGUGGAUAAUGUCUCUCACCCUGGUUUCUCUGGAGUCCUAAAGCUUUAGAAAUGGCUUCGUAACCCUUUCCAGACUGAUAAACGUCAAUUACUUUAUUUCUCGUCUGUUAUUGAAUUUCUUUGGAUAGCAGCAUUUUGUUGCAGCUUUUUGAGAUCUUUUGACUAACUUCAUUUUGUCAGACAGGUUCUAUUUAAGUGAUUUCUCGAUUGAACAGGUCUGGAGGUAAUCAGGCUUGGGUGUGGUCAGUGAAAUUGAACUCGCUUUCCAACAAAUGUCACUAACCACAGUUAAUUCAUGAUUUGAUAAGGAGGGUAAUUACUUUUUCACAUAGGGCCAGGUAGGUUUGAUAGCUUUUUCCCUUAAAAUAUUAAAUCUUCACUCAAAAACUGCAUUUUGUGUUUACUUUGGAUAUCUUUGUCUAAUAUUUAAAUUUGUUUGAUGGUCUUAAACAAUAAAGUUUGGGAAAUACUCAAAAAUAUAAGAAUUGAGAAGGAGAUAGAUAGAUAGAUAGAUAGAUAGAUAGAUAGAUAGAUAGAUAGAUAGAUAGAUAGAUAGAUAGAUAGACAGACAGACAGACAGACAGACAGACAGACAGACAGACAGACAGACAGACAGACAGACAGACAGACAGACAGACAGACAGACAGACAGACAGACAGAUAGAUAGAUCAAACUCAGAAACUGUGAGGUGACAGUGCUAACCACUUUUCCACCUGCACGUACCAUCAAAUAUUCUUCACACAAAUAAGAGCUGAGAAAACUCAUUUUUCGUAGCAACAAUGUGUCCUACAGCAGAACUGAAAGGCUGAGCCAAAGCUGUGCUGCAGUAAUUGCUCUUCUGAUCAAAAACUAGCUCUUCCCAUUUUGACUUUCUACCCAGUUUACAAAAGUGUAAUCAGUAUUGGAUUCAGUGGAGAUUAUGUGGGCUAAUUCAUUGCAUGGUUGACAUUCAUUAGCAUGGCUUCAUUAGUAUGUGUUUUAAUGGAGGAUUUUAGCUUUACAAAGUGGGACACUUGUUUCAGAGUUUCAUUAGUAUUAGUUUCUCUUGACGGUUUCAGUGCCCUGUAGCCUAAAUGCUGUUCCUGCCAACAAAACAAUCCCAAGGGGGAUAACAGAGGCGUACUGUGUGUAGAGAUUACCUCAGGUAGAGGAGGGAAAGGCAGAAGACGAAGAGGAAGCGGGGAAGGAGAAGACAGGUCGGCUUUCCCCUGAGACUGAGGGUUAGAUGGAGAGGCACGACCUGCCACGGCAAGAUAGCUGCUGACUGAUGUUUGGGGGGAUAGAAUUCAGAGUUUGCUGUCCUGCUCUGUUUACAAUUAGGCAUGACCUGUUUAAGGACAAGAGGACAGGCCGACCGUGACGCAGGAGGAAGACAGGUCUUCUGGGUAGAUGGAGCCUCAGUUUUCUGCACAGUUCAGAGUUUACUGCUGUGCUGUUAGUUCCUUCUGAUGCACUACUGAAAAAAAGCAAGUUUAGCUAAUUGAGUUUGAUAAACCUGAAAUGACAUCCCAGGGGGGAAAUUAGACUGGAGAAUAGGUUGAAGAUAAUAUGGAGAAGAAGAGGACUGGAGAUAAUACAGCUAAUUAAAACAAAUGACCUCUCACAAUCACACAGCAAAUAAUAUAAUAAAACAAUAAUAAAUAAUAUAUCAAAAUAUAUCAGCUUAAUUAGAUGUUUUAUCAGAUCUCUGUUGACUGUUAUGUUUUUUUUUAAUUCAUGUUUGAUCAAUAAACCAUUUUCAAGCAUAAAAGCAGUUGAGAGAAAAACAUGGCCUAGUUUUGAAUCAAGACUUAGAUUUUUUUUUUUUGACAGCUGAUCUCAUGUGGACGAGUAAAUAAAGACUGUUAUACUUCAGAAGCUAAGGUGGAAGCAGUGAGACUUUUACUGUUACGGCAAACCUUUUAAGGAUGAAGUUAGGUGGACAUGUGACUUUCCAAAGUGUCAGACAGACCGACCGUGGUUUGCAUACUGCAUGCACCAGAGGUCAAUGUCAAGCUCUUUGUAACUUCAGUCUUUCCUGAAGCUUAACUAAGUAUAAUUAGCUGUCUAACCUUAAAGUCUCUCUCAGGCCAUUGAUUAAACCCUUGAAAGCUCAUCUCUGUGAGAAAGGCAAUAAAGACAAAUAAUUUACAGGCUUUCUCCAACUCAUGGUUACCAGGUGAGUAGUUACUGGAGCCUCCAAAAGUGUUUUAGUGGUCAGAUUCUCAUUUUUUUAGAAGUGAUUAGCUCUUUAACUAGACUUACAAGUUAGAAUAUUUUACAGCUGCCAGGAUUAAUGUCUAUAUUACUGAAUAGUCUCGUUUGCAGUUGCGUAAAAUAGAAAAGCUACAAAUCUUCUCACUGGAAAUGGUUAUUGGUUUUGCUUCAAGAGAAACAAAUUAUUAUUCAAUCACUGAUAGAUUUUUCAUAAUAGUAGCUGUGUACAUUUUCAGUCCUGGCCGAUUUGGAGACACUUGUGAUUACAGGUGGUUUAUGACAUCCCAGAUCACUGGGGACAGAAGAUGCACUUUGAACAGCUGUUGUAGCAGAGCAAAGGAGACGAGCAGCUUGUAUCUGUGUUUUCAUCACAAAUUUGAUGUUUUUCUUAUAAAUAGUAAUAUAUUCAAGUUGACAUAUGCACACCAUUUGAAUCCAGUGCAGGGCUGGCAGAUUUCCUUUCUGACUUAAUGAACUCUUGUAAAUAGUGCAUGUAAAGACAAUUUACUGAAUCAAAAAUGUGGUUUAGUAUGAUGACAGCUGGGCUGCACAGUGGCUUGGUGGUUAGCACUUUUGCCUUGCAGCUAGAAGAUCCUCAGUUCAUGCCCCCGCCUUCCUGGGAUUUUUCUGCAUGGAGUUUACAUGUUCUCCCUGUGCAUGCGUAGGCUUUUUCCGGCUUCCUCCUACAAUCCAAAAACAUGCUGAGCUUAAUUGAUAAUUCUAAAUUGUCUGUUUGUGUGAGUGUGAGUGUGAUUGUUUGUCUCUAUAUGUAGUCCUGUGAUAGACUGGUGACCUGUCCAGGUGUCCCCUUCCUUCACCCUACAUCAGCUGGGAUAGACUCCAGUCCCCCGCGACCCUCAUGAGGAUUAACCAGUGUAGAGAUAAUGGAUAAUGGGUGGAUCAAUGAUGACAACCUUUAUUACAUUGAUUAUAACUUUGCCCAUAAAAAUGGCAGAAAGUGUUUAGAGAAGUUUUGGUUUUGGAAGUCUAACACCUAAGACAAUUAAUGCAUUUUCUUUAGUCCAUCAAAAACUGUUUCAAUAAAAUAAGUCUGUAUUGCCAGAAUAAGAAAAAAAUUGUUCAUAUGUGUUGUCAUUCCUCGCAUUUUUUUCUUACAAACCUAUACAAAAAUGUGCUUUAAAUACUGUACAUAGUCCAUGUAUAGGUACAGGUAUAUCCUAUCCUUAAAAGUUUCAUCCUUGUAUCAAUUUUUUAUGUUUUUCAUUAUUAUUAUUAUUUCUUAGGUCCUUACUGUAACCAGAAAGUCAUGAAUGUUACAUUAGAUUGUCCAUAAAAAGGGGAGUGAAAUCUAUUCUCCAAGGAGAAAAUGGCUAAAAGCAGACACCGAGUGGUGAUGUGAAAAGCAACAUGACAGAGUUCAGUCAGAUCAAUCAGAGCCUUCUUCCAUUAAUCCUGUUCAGUCCUUCAUCAGUCUGAGGCACACUCACAGAGUCCACCCACUUUAAUCAUUCAUGUUAAAUUGAAACCAAGUAAAAAAUUGAUGAGCAGCUCCACCUUGUGUGUGUGUGUGUGUUCAGGAGAAAGAGGGAGAUGUUUUUUCAGACCUCAGACCUGAUUGGCCUCUCUCUCUUUUACUAAAACACUCACACACACACUCCAGGACACACGCGUGUUUCUUAAUGCAGCCAAGUGAGAGCUCUAAUUUAAUACAUCAGUGAUAAUGACCCAGUCUGGCCUGAAGAUUAGUGUGUUUAUGUGUUCAAGUGAGCAUGUUUUAGGUCACUCAUCUUCUCAGCCCAGAGCUCAUCUCUCAUAGCAGCUCCCUCUGAUGCAGCUUUGCUCUAAUCUGUCGCACAGAAUUUUGUUUUUUAGAGAAGAAACAGGCAAAACAUAAACAUAUAGAAAGGAUAAAACUGCAAAAGUCAAAUUACUGUUAAUUAUCGUGAUAAUUAGAGGGCAAAAGACUGUUAACCCCUUGACGCCUGUUGUCGCAAAUUCGCAACAUACCACUUUCUUUCAGACUGCAGCUGAGACAGUGUAUCCAUUUCCCCAAUGCCAGUUUGUGCAUAUUCAAUACGUACCUCGGAAUAAUAAAUAAUAAUAAUUAUUAUUAUAUAUCUCUUUUUAUUAUUAUAUAUCUGUUCUAUGUGUAAUAUACAAAUUAACAAUCUCCACUUAUUUUAGCAUCAGCUUGAAAGCAAAAACGCGCAAGUUUUUUUAUUUGAUUGUAAAUAAAUUCACGCGAGGAGGGGGUAAUAGCGCAAAUAUUCUGUUGUAAUAUGUUCUAUACUAAAUUGUCAUUGUGGACAGGUCAUCAGUUGACAAUUUUUCUUCAUAACUUUGUCAAGGAACAAUGGAGUUAUGUCACGAUUGACAUACGUUUGUCAGUUUGUCUGUCUGUUAGCAAUAUUACUCAAAAAUAGACUAACGGAUUUGGAUGAAAUUUUCAGGGAAGGUCAGAAAUGACACAAGGACCAAGUGAUUCGAUUUUGACAGUGAUGUGACUUAUAGUCUGGAUCCACAAAUUUGUUAAAGAUUUCUGUAUCAUUGUGAGAUAAAGGCAUGGCGUCACUGUAACUAUGACAACAAGUGAACACUACAUCAGCUGCCUGCUGACGAUCACAUGAUUGUGAUCCUACUACUAAUCCACUGCUGUGGACUUAUUGAGACUUCGGGACUUGUCCAUCGGAAAUGAUACAAGGAACAAUUGACUAAAUUGUGGGGGUGUCUCCGAGUCCCAUCAAUUCCCGCCACCCGCUGCAUAUUUAGGUUGCUUGAUUUGAUAUCCGUACAUAACGUACACAUGCAUAACACACACCUGUGCUCAGCGCAAGGUCAUUUUGUUUGUGGGUACAUCUAUAUUAAAUGGACACAUUCUAUAUUGAUUUCUGCCAUGAAAUUUUUCAAGAUUUCAUCCAUCGGAAAUGAUACAAUGACUGAGCAGCCUUGGCAGAGUACUGCAAUCUCUGAGUGCUUUUCUUGUUCUACUUUCUGUAAGCUGAAACAAAUCCUAAGCUGUCCUCAGUACUAGAGGUCACCAAUGAACUUUAAACGGUUUUAAGUGUUAUCCCUUUUCUGGAAUUAAGCAAAAUAAAUGUAUAAAAAUCUGCUAGAUUAUUCUAUCGAAGGCUCUAUCUUUAGGCUCUAACAUACUUUACUGGACUUCACACAGCAGAACAUACACAGGACUCAGUCAGAAAUGCUCAUGUGGAAAUUUCAUGUACGGACAGUGUGUCUAGUUUUUUUUAAAUAUUUUUUUCUUCCAUCUUUGAUCUAUUUGAUCUUAGUGCACUUUUUUAUCAACUCAAGAUAAGCUUACUUGUUUUUUCUGCAGCUUUCAAUGACUUCACACAGCCCUCCUCAGCAGAUUGAGUUUGUUAAGUUACAAUGCAACUGUUGGUAGCUGUUAUUCAUGUCAAGCUUCACAGUUCACGCAUUGGAAACAGUAGUUGAAAAAAUAAUUUUAAGUCAAGGUAAUUUGCUUUUUUGUGAAACAAUAUGACAUGGUCCUCAUCAGCAGACUCUAUUACAUGUAUCUCAGUUUGCUGAUGAGGACCAUGGGAUUUGGUUGAGAGCUCCAGCAUCUUGGCCUUGAAUUUCCUCACUUUCUGCUUACUUAACUCACUUUGGAAAUCAGUGGUAUAAUCCCACUCUUAGUUUCUUGCAUAUUAAGAUUUUUUUUUCCUGUCAAAAUCUCCCUGUUGUUAAGUCAGGGAAGAGAAGAAAAAGAUCUGAGUGUGUGUUAACCCAUUUACAAGGCUCCGUCUCAGUGACAGAAGUGGGUUACCCUCAGCUAAGAACAAAGCAAAUACUUUGGCACUUUGAUUGGUGAUGCCAAAGCCAAACCAAGUUAAUUACAACCUCACGCUGGCACUCAAACCAGAGGCACAGAGCUGCCUGAGAGGGCAGUAAGAACUGAUUUUGCCAAUUACUAGUACCGCAUCAUGAAAACUAUAAUCAUAGUCACAUCAUAAUUCAUCAUUAUUCCUGAUUAAGAUAGAAGAUGUCUAUGAAAAAUGACUUCGCAGUGAAAAAAUCUGCGUUCAUAUGGAGCCAAAAACUGUAAUCGAGGUGUUAGGAACUGUGUCAGAAGUAAUUAUGCUUUCAUUAAACUCUAGAUACGUGACCAAGUGAGUGAAUGUGUGGUUGGACAUGGUUGUAUAGAUACAAAAUAUGUAGGGACAUCAGAUGAUUGACAGUGGAUGUACCUCUGGAGAACAGAGCUUCAAGACUCACCGAACAAAUAUUCAUAAAGAAAACGUGGUGUUAGUGCAGUUACAAUGUAGAGUUUAAUGCCUCAGGCGCUGGCGACAGCUGAAUCCAGAGGUAUUGUGUUGUCAGGAUGUUCAUUCGUCUGUCCAUCCCAGUCUCAGGAACACAGUAUCUCAGGAACACCUUGAGGGAAUUUAUUAACAUUUGCUGUAAACACCCACUUGGACUCAAGGACGAUCUGAUUCAGUUUUUGAGAUCAAAGGUCACACACACACACACAUAUACACACACAUUCAUAUGCUAAUCGUGCAAAAAUUUUACACAAAUAUCGAAUAACAAAAACUGAUAAAGUGAUGAUUUCAUGCUCUGCAAAAAACAGCUUUCUGGCCAUUAAUCAUUGGUGUAACUCAGGAACAGAAGGUGAGAUUGUGACCAUGUUGUGACACAUUUCUUUAGUGACCUUGAAAGUGUGGCGAGUGUGUAGAUCUUCUGUACUGCCUGGUUGCAAGCAUAAAUGCAUGUAGUAGUUUUGACUAUUAGUCAAAGUUCACCAUUGUCUGAGUUUUUCUGGACUCUCUUGCUGUUGUCUUGAGACAUCACUUGUUCCAACACACAGACUAAACUAUAAUUAUUCUGUAGGAUUAACAUGAAAUUUCCUCUUUGGGCAUACUUUCUCAUUUCUUUGGUGUUGCAGAAGAUUGCGUUAUCAUUACAGUGGAUUCAUUCUGGCCACCAGCUGCUGGUACAUGAGUGGGAGUGAGAGGUCGCUGGUUUAGUUCUGUUCACUCCUUUGUUUUGUUUCCAGUAAAUGUCUCUUCAUUGCUCUGUUUGCCCUCUUCCUCUCUUUCCUGGUUAUUCUACAGGGUGCAGAACUGAUUACAUGUCAAUGUGAUUAGAUGACGUAUAACAAGGGUUGUGGGGGAUUACAUGUUGGAAUACACAUUAAAAAUAACCUUUCCUGCUCUGCAUGCCUUUCUGCCUCACUUCUAAUCUGGCAGUUGUCUGAAUAAUGCUGUUAAUACACAGCAGUUCCUGAAGAAAAAAUCUUCAUUCAGUGUUAAUGAAUGAUAAUUAUUACAGAUGGAGCCCUUCAGGCAUGUUUGUAAUUAAAGGACGACACAUACACACUGUCAGCAUUACAGCAGCAUCUGGAACUAAACUAACAGGCUGCAGGAGUUCUCUGGAGUGGCAGUCUGUUCACAUUUAGUUUUGCCUGAUUACACCUUUGCUUUGUUUGCUGUUGUAUUUUUGUUGUUGUUUUUUAGAAAAUUACCUGUCUUAAUCUGUGGUCUCGAUACAUAUUUUAGCGCAGCUGUGCAGAGGCUUUCAAACUGCGGGGUGUAAGCUACUUUUUGGAGUCAUAACUCCAUCAAGGCUGAACACAUAGACAAGCACACACAUUUUGGAUUCAAUGUGACUUCAGGAUAAUAUUAUCAUCAUGAAUAAACAACUACAAAUAACCUUAAAUAUCCAAGGAACAAAAGGCACCUUUGUAAGAAUCUUCACAAUAUCAGAGUAACAAUCAGUGAUUGUUGCCCGUACAUCCAUGGAUAUAGUGUUACCAAGAAUUGUUUAUGGCUCACUCGUCUAGUUUUAAUGUUCUAAUUUGUGAAAAUUUAAGCGCAUACAGGAAGAGGAAAGGGCAGUGGUCUCCAGUAGUAGCCAAUAGCUAACUUACUGUCUGCAUGGCAACAAUAAUCCUAGGUUGGGGUCAGGCAGUGGAUUUUGUCUGAAGGAGGAUACAGUGUUGGACACUCCUUCUCUAGUACAUACUACUACAAAGUGAACGUUGUGCUAAAGCGGACAGUUAGUAUAUAAAAGCUUAAUGUGUUUUACUGUGUGUGCUGGAAAGUUGUGAUUCAUAUAAGUGACUUUGAAAGGCUACAUCCAUUUUUAAAAUAUGCUUCAUUUUUCAGAUUUGCUGCACUCACAUCAUUGUUAGCGCUGGUAUUGGUAGCGAACAGGGACACGGCACCAUUUUAGUGGUUUAAGCAGCCGAGCUGCAGCGCAUGGUGUUACCUCUCUAAUUUUAAUGCUUCAGCAGAUAAGAAAAAAAUCACCUGCUUUAUACCAUCUAAAUCACAUUGGGGGCUGCAGCACACUCUGUCCUAUCUCCUUUAACUGGUAGGAUGCAGAUGAACUGUUAGCCCAAAUGGGAUUCUCAGUUAAGGGAUGGUAAAUCUCAGCACAAGGAGUGACAAAUCAGGCAAAGCAUUUCUUAAACAGCAGUGAAUAAGCCACCUGUCAGGAGGAAGCAGGACUCACUAACAUCAAAUCUUUCAAUUCGUUGGUAAUGAAAAAGCAUUAUCUCUACAGAGAAGUGGCAGCACCUUUAUUUAGGAUUCUAACCACUCAGAGAGAAAGAAUGGUGUUCACAGAGCGCUGUGAAGCUGCAGUUGUUCUUUUCAUGUGCACUGCCUGGUAGCACCUUGAAAGUUUAAGACACAGACUGCCAAGCUUGACCAACUGCAUUGUCGUUGAGUUACUGUUAAAAUGUUGAUCAAUUAGCAAUCGUUGUUUAAAGUGUAGGGCUAAGUAGCACUAAGAGCAGGCUAAUUGUUCACACGGAACAGAGCAUUAGAUUGUGAUUACAGUGAAAGGAAUCAAAAUGGUGAAACAAUGACUGGUUGACUAGUUACCACAUCACUGAAGUGGUAGUAAAAGCUGAGGUCGACCCAGGUUUGACAGGUGGUCUGUCACACCUGUCACCCUAUGGCAAACACUGGUGUGUAUGGCAAGUCCUUGUAACAUUUCAUAGCUGAGUUAUACUAUCUGGAUUUAAGAUUGUAUCAACAUAUCAUCAGCGUCAUUUUGAAAAAGUUGUAAUUAAAAUAUGAUUAAUCAGAAUUUGUAUUCAAGAUAUCAUUAACAUCAUUAGGACCAAUCUAAGCAUCAUUUAGAGAUGACUGUAAUUCAGUAUGAGCUUUUUAAAAUAAUACAGAUUUCUUAAAAGUCAUUCUGACUAGUGCAUAUUGUUGUACAUGGCGCUACUUGUGCAAGGUUUUCCCUUGGAUGACGGGUCUUGCAAAGCAAUUGAGCAGUGUUAGCAGAAGUAAUGGCGGUGGUAGUUUACUAGAAGGAGACGUGACAUGACAAUAAAACAACUUGUAUGUCGUUAUGAAAAGCAAGCCACCUCCACUGCGCCGUAGCUUCUGGUAUAAUGACAGAUAUCUUCAGUGUUGUUUUGCUCUGUCAAAGCAUUAUUUCAGGAUAUCUUUGGUUACAAUGUAACUUGGUAGAAUUCUAUUUGAAGACAUCUACGAUACCAUUGUGACUAAUUCAGACUUAAGACAUCUAAUAAGGACCAUGUAGAUAUCUGGAAUGGAGGAGAAUUACUGACAUCCUUAAUUGGAAUGCUAAAAGACAAGUCAGAUGCAGAUAUCUGAAAAUGGAAUUAACACUGAUUAUAUUUCAUAUAUGGAUAACCGCAAUGUGAAUUGUAGGUAUCUGUGCUGAGAAACCUGUGAAUGAUAAAAAUGACAUUCUUUUGACCUGGAACACAGACAGUGUGGAUAUUUAAAAUGUUGUUUUAAGCCUAAAUGAGCUGAAUUAUAGAUAUCUACAACGCAUAUCCAGACUAGCCUUUAAAUGUUACGACAGCUUGUCACAAGUUUUGUAGCUUGUAGACAGUUACUUUUUACCAGUUGUUAGAACACUCUUCUAGAGAAGAUUUUAUCAUGUGAUCCACUAUUUUCCGAUGAUGAGCACACUGACAUCCAACACUGCGCUUACCUUCGGUAUAAACUAGAAGUUCAGUUGGAUGGAUUUUGUAUUUAAUAAAACAGUGACUUAGUAUUUUGGAAUAUGAACAAAAGUCUUGCUAUACAGCUGUUUAAUUUAGGGGACAAAAGUCAUUUUCUGUUUUAGAGAAUUUUCCCUCUCUGUCUCCCAGCAUUUCGUUCCAUCAUCAUCAAAUGAAGGCAAGAACAAAAAAGAAAACUUGUGCUACAACUUCAUGUAAAUCAUAUUAAUCCUACAUAGUUGGGUGUAAAUGAGAUAUCAAUCAUCUCUUGUGUUUUGGAUUUCAUUAAUAGUACAUUUCCAGCGUCCUCUUUUUCACUGUUACUUACUUUAGCCAGGACGAUCUGACCUCUGCUCACAGUGGGAAUACUGGCAUUUGAACGUAGUACAAUUGACAGCCUUUGAGAAAAUGCCAAAUUUGCAUUCGUUUCGAGUAUACCGGAGCCCUGAAAGCAAAGAGCUUUCGUGCUGGCUCAGGGACAGUCCAGCAGAGAAAUGGCCAUAAAUAGUGAUGAUAAACCACAUCUGUGUGUAAAUGAGCCAGCCAGAGACACCUGGGCUCAUUUCCAAACAGCAGGUUUCACCUUUUCAGCAGCAUGGGUUUCCAGAAGACACGUCGAGAGAAAACCUCCAAAACAUUAAACGUUUAGAACCGUACAUACAUUUUUCAGAGGACAUUGUAAAGUGUAUCGCACAAACAUCUCCCCUUCCUGUUGCCCUUCACAAAGGCCUUAUGGGGGUUACUGCAUUACAAAGUCCAUCCAUUAACUCCCCAUUACAGGUUCAAGUGGGAGGAAUAUGUGGCCUCAUUGUCUGUGGGAUCAAUAAGAAUGUUUUAUAGUUGGUGCAUUGUGACACUAUCGAUCCUGAGAUCACUCGAUGACCUUGGUGUACAGUCAGUGCACAUAAAUGACCUUGGUAGGCAGGCCUAAUAUUGAACAAGACUUAAGGUAUGUAAAUUAAGCAGCAGUUUUAUCACAGCAAUGAAUGAACAAUCAGGUUUAUUGACAGGCCUUAUGCUGUCCUCACAGUCUGGUUUCCACCAAUGACCCGGAAAGUAACCUUUUACAGCAUGGACCAGUUGAGAAAAACCUCAUUUUGAAUUUUUAAUUAAAUUUUGCUGACACAAAACACAAAGACACAAACUACAUCAAACCUAGACACAUUACAGUGUCGCAUAUAUCAGAACCAAACCGUGACAGGAACUCCAGUUUUGCAAUAAAUAGUGCUAAGAACCAAAUAGCAGCUGUCUUUACUGAGGACCAGUGCAUGGUUUUCGCAGCCCGGUGCACUGGUAGAUGCCGACUUUGAACGAAGCAGAUACACACCUGGUUCCAUUCCCACUAUACUACGCACAUACACAUGAGUCUGCUACCUUGCCAGAUUGCAUUGCCAGUCAUAUAGAACAAAGAGUUGUUGGUGAAAAGCAUGUACAAAUUUUGGGGCUUCCAAAGUCUGGCAGCAACUGCGACAAUCAGACAUCUUUUAAUGGUGAAUUAAAAAGGUGUGGAAAUCAAAGGAUUUCUUCUUGUCAUCUUGCUCUCUCAUAAUGAGCAUUUGCUUUGAACACCCUUUGUUUUCCUCGUAUAUAAGCAAUCUGUGUAGUCACAAGUUUCGGGCUGCUCGUGGAUCCUUGUAGAUGUUGGUAGAUGUUGAAAUCCACCAGACUUAAACCUCUGCCAACACAUGGAUGUAGAGAGCAUAAAUUUGCCUCAAAUAAUAAGAGCCUAAAUCUAUGGGAUAAACUGCCAAUUAUUUGCUUAGUGAAUCAAUUAGCAGCGUGAGAAUCAAAAAAUUGUGAAAUAUUCCAGUUGACCAAGUCUAUGGUAGCAUCUUCAAUGUGAUAAUUUGCAGGAAAUUUCUAAUGUGCUACAAAUGUUUGACUUGAUUCAUUAAACAUUCCCUGAUGGACUGAUUGUUUCAGUUAUAGUAAAAAUACAGUAUCUGCUUUUGUUUGCAGAUAUUUAUAUGGCAUGGCUUUUUUUUUUUUUUUUUUUUUUUAUUUAAUACUACCACUUACUGGUGCCAAAGUCAUAAAAUCAUCACAUUCCACAUGUUCUUUAGUGGUUUUAAUAGAUCCAUAUCUGAUUACCUGCCAGGUGGAAAGUCCACACACACACGCUGCAUCUACUGUACCAUUACAUUUACGUACGUGGCUUUACCUUGCACCUCUUUCCUGCAGCUAUUGAUUUGCAGUGUGAUGACUCCUGUGCCUGCAUGUUUUAAAGUUAAUGUACAUAUUUCUCUCUGUUCUCACAUAUCUUUGUCUGUCUCCUUGAAGUUAAUGCCACAUGCAUUACUUUGAUUCAUAAUAUUGGAUGACAUUUCCUCUGGCCUUUGGCUAAUGGGCUUUUGUCGAUCUCUUGAUUGGGGCAGUAAGUGGAAUACUUGUGUGUGCAAAGAGAAGCCAAGGUUACACUUUGAUGCUCCGUCUGAUUUCAGAGGACAGUAUUUUCUCUCCAUUCAGUGUGGUCAAGACAGUGUUCCUUUCAGAUAUGCAUACACUGUUCCAGGCUGCACUCGUAGCUGCCACCCUCCAUGAUGUGUCCUCUGUGUCUGGGAUGUGAAUCAGCAGCAUUUUUGUAACAAAGCAGAGACAAUUCAAUUAUCUGUAUCUUUAGAGGUAAAAUGAUCUGAAAUCUGAUACGUCU